Messenger RNA from Racocetra persica, 340 nucleotides. Lineage: Eukaryota; Fungi; Glomeromycota; Glomeromycetes; Diversisporales; Gigasporaceae. The record is from the annotation of a GenBank genome assembly.
GAGUAUUUUACAAAAGGUUCAGCUGCUGAUAAAUAUGGAUAUUAUGGAGCAACUUGUCAAUAUUGUGGACAAUACUGGUUAAGAAGAAAACCAAAAAUAAUAGAAAGCCAUCUUGCACUAUAUUGCAAAAAAGUUUCAAAUAAUGUUAAUACUAUAUUUCUUUGUAAAGUUGCUGAAAGAGCUGAAAGAUCACGAGAUGAUAUUUCUGAAGAACGAAGAAAGCUUAUAAAUCAUGUUCUUUUAAAAGUUUUUAUUUGUUAUGAUAUUCCGUGGGCUGUAAUUGAUAAUCCUUUUUUUGUAGAUUUGCUCAAAAUAUCAGAACCUGGUUAUACUCCUCCAA